GCAGCUAGGUCGAUUAGCGGGAUCCAGACAUCCAGUCCCGGGUGAAGGAGAUGGCACUCUCUCGUCGCAUGGCCGCCUCCGCCCUCCUCCUCCUGGUUCUCCUCGUCGCCACAGAGAUGGGGACGACGAAGGUGGCGGAGGCGAGGCACUGCCUGUCGCAGAGCCACAGGUUCAAGGGCACCUGCAUCAGGAACAGCAACUGCGCCAACGUGUGCAUGACGGAGAACUUCCCCGACGGCGAGUGCCAGACUCGGGCCCUCGAGCGCAAGUGCUUCUGCAAGAGGGUAUGCUAG
Messenger RNA from Lolium rigidum, 293 nucleotides. Its product is annotated as defensin-like protein CAL1. The record is from RefSeq and is a predicted model, not a curated record. Gene Ontology annotation, biological process: defense response. Lineage: Eukaryota; Viridiplantae; Streptophyta; Magnoliopsida; Poales; Poaceae. The coding region runs from base 51 to 293 and encodes 80 amino acids. The transcript is spliced from 2 exons.